Molecule: messenger RNA, 1232 nt
Organism: Beta vulgaris subsp. vulgaris (sugar beet)
Lineage: Eukaryota; Viridiplantae; Streptophyta; Magnoliopsida; Caryophyllales; Amaranthaceae
Exons: 1
Coding region: 430-945 (171 amino acids)
Source: RefSeq, a predicted model, not a curated record
GAAAGAGAGAGGGGGAGAGAGCAUUAACAAUCUCAUCCGUUGAAGCAAGAGCCUAAAACAAUUUGUUUCUCUCUCACCUUUUUUGGCUUUCUUGCUUUAGGAAAGAAGGGGACCUAUCUUGACGCCUAACAUCUUCAUUGAGAGAGAGAGAACUUAUUGAAACACAACCAUUUUACCAUAUUUCAAUCUCUAUCAACAAUUCUCCUUUGAGCACCUAAAUUCUCCUUUCAGCAUAUAAAUUUAUUGAUAGAAGUUUUGUGUUUUGUUUCUUGCCCAUUUUCAAUCAUGCAUCAAGGAUGAAGAAAAUGGGCCUAAAAUCAAACAAAGACCAAAAUUUAUAUUCCACAUGUUGAGAGUAAUGAAACCUGUCUCUCUAUUCCAUAGCCUAUUCUUCUUAAGAAGUUAUAAAAUCCACCAAUAUCAUCAGCAAUGAAUCUCACCCCAAGAUGCUACGUAUGGGUCAUUGCAAUAUUCCUUUUCACAUGCAUCCUUUCUGGAGGCACCUUCUUGGUGCUCUACAUGAUCACCCAACCUGAAACUCCUACCACAUCUUGGUAUCCCACCAUUGGCAUUUCUCUAGUUUGUCUACCUUGGUUCUUUUGGGUUCUCACAGUACUUUAUCGAAUUCUCUCUCGAUCCCUUGGUUUUAGGAUGGUUUGUUGGGGGAAGAGCAUGCUUCCUACCGAUAGCAUGCGUAAUGGUGAUGGUAGCAAUGCUGAAGUUGUUGAUGAUGGUGGUGACUUAGAGGAAGGUAACACAAAUGACGCCACAAUUAAUGAUUCUUCACAGGGAGAAGGCUCAAGGCAAGUUCAUUUCGGAGAGGUAAAGGUUUUAGGCGAGCAACAUGGUAACAACCAGGCCAAUGAUGCAUCCUAUGGAGGCUCAUUAUCAUCUAAGGCUUCUCAUGAGAGCGAAAUGCCAUUGAAGUUGUCGAUGGCAUCAUGAUCAAAGAAAUUGGGUGAGAUUUGUAUCUUAUGCAUCCGCAGCUUGGCAAAAUCAAUCAUGCAAAGAGAAUUUUGGAAGCCAUGUAAAUGAUGCGGUUAAGGAUUUCGAGUAUGAUCCUUGCUAUGAAUUGUAAAAAUAUUCGGCACCAUAGGUACAUAAAAUUUUAUCAAAUAGUGUAGAAACAAUUGUUAUGGCGGUUCAUGUUAGCCGAUCUCAAAUCAUUUUGGUACUAAGACUUUAUUGUUGUUAUUAUUGUUGUUGUAUAUAAAAAGUUUGGCUUGAUCUCC